AUGUCGAGCAUUUAUGCCCUAGCUAUGAAGUGGGCGCUGCUCAUUUCCCUUCUUGUAGGGUUAUCUUCAACGCACCCCGAUGUGAAAUAUCCGCCGCGGAAGGUCGCCGGAAAGGCAUUCAAAACGGCGCGCAGCCCUCUUGCUAGGUUUAAUGAUCUCAUAAUUGAAGAACCGAAUGCGGUACCGUUGGCCGCAGCGAGCUCUCCCUUGGAAUGCUUCCAGGUUGCCGAGCCGGUACUAACGCCUCAAGGGCCUACAUUUCGUGAUGGGGUUCAUGUGCCGACGGCGGAGUCGGCUUCAAUUAGCGAAGUAGCUGAACACACGGUAGUUUUAUUUGAACACUCUUUCGCUAAUAGUUAUGGCGCUCCCUACGUUGGCAAUUACACCCCUCCAGAUUUCGAAUUCGAUCACGUAGUCAUCAACUUUACCGUCUUGGUAAGGGGGCGGCAGUAUGAUCGAACUGGUGUCUUCUAUCUUGGAGAUACUGAGGUGUGGAGAACAUCAACUGCGGAACCAACUUCGUAUGGCAUCCGCUGGGUCUGGCUCAAGGACUUAACUCCGUUUACGUCCCUCUGGAAAGAGCCGCAGACUGUGAUCUUUGACCUGGAGAACAUUGUGGACAACACCUACACGGGACUACUCAACACGACUCUCUCGGCUACAUUCUUUAAGAGCCCCGUGGCUGCGCUUAGCAGCCGGGGGCCUGCUGAUCUGAUUAUCCCCAUCUCCGAACGAACGGGAUCCGCCGGACAGCCGAGUCAAUUCACCUACCCGCAGCAGAAUGCAACUAAUACAAUUAGCUUUCCUCAGAACGCGAAUCGUGCCGUAUUCACGGUAGAUGUCAAAGCCCAAGGCGACGAGGAGUUCUGGUGGAGUAACGUGCCACAGAGUGCUAUUCAUACAUUCGACGCUGACUAUGGCACGUACCCUGGUUACUCUCCUUGGAGGGAAGUCCAAGUCACAAUCGAUGGCCAGCUUGCUGGAGUUUCUUGGCCGUUCCCGGUGAUUUAUACGGGUGGCGUAGUUCCUCAGCUACACCGUCCAAUCGUUGGAAUAGAAGCAUUCGACAUCCGGGAACAUGAAAUCGAUAUCACCCCGUGGCUACCGCUACUAUCGGAUGGGAAAGACCACACCUUCUCGAUACAGAUUAUCGGUCUGGUCGACGAUGGAGUAUCAAGCGCUUCCCUUACCCCAGUCACAGCCAGUGAAUGGUAUAUUACUGGCAAGAUCUUCGUCUGGCUUGAUGACGAGGGCUCUGUCACAACCGGGGAAUUGGGUUCUGCGUACACUAGCAACCCCAGUAUCUCAUUCUCUCAAAAAGUCACACAAAACUCGACGGGCUUUAAUGAGACCCUCGAUUAUACUUUAGCGGUGACACGUACGUUAUCUAUCAGUUCCUACGUCAAGACGCAGAAUGGCGAAGGGACCGUGACAUGGACUCAAUCCCUAUCGUACUCGAAUAAUGGCGGUGUUUCCGCAUACGGCAAUGAUGCGAUCAAUACGUUCGGAAUCGCAGGUGCUGAUGCCGCCACGGGCCUAGACCUGGAUAUCUCGUACUCUACUAGCUACAGUUAUCCGCUGUACUGCGGCAGUACGACGACGUAUCUACCAGAAGGUAACUUAACGCUUCGGGCAGAUCUCAACCAGAGUUUAACGCACGAAGUCCGUGGCGACUCCGUCUUCCCUAACGGUCUUGAAGCAUUCAUAGCCGCCAAUGCGACUGGUGCAUCGCAGUUCCGGGGUUCAGUGCUGAGUACGUCGAAGAACGGGUCGGCGACGUACUACAGACCGGGAGAUAAUAGCUACAGCUCGGGGGUCGGCCAGUCUCACCAGAUCUUUUCGUUUGAAGCUCUGAAUGACGAGGGCGACGAUGGUACGUCUGAGAGUACAGUGUUGUAUUAUCGUGACGUUAGUGCGUAUAAUGAUACGGUCACUAAUAACCACGUUGAGUUUCUGGAUAUCCCCAUUAAAUAUUUGACCAGCGCUUUACUCUAUGACUCCGGAUACCAACUCAUAUCUUCUAGUUGUGAAAGCAUGGAGGAAGAUCGGGCACAAGCCGAUCUAGGUAUUGCCGCAGAUAUCGAAGAGGCUCAUGCGCCGCCACCAUCAUCUCCAGCUCGGAAACAGCCAAAGAAGCGAUUCGUAGGACGAAGAGCUGCUGCAAGUAAUACUAAAAAUGGUGCUGGCGAUCCAUCAAUCGAGGAUAGCGGGGCUAUUCAAGUAUCGCAACCUAGAAGAGCACCAAGACUGCUUAAUCAAGUGCCCCCGGAGAUCUUGAAUGACCCGGAACUCAAGGAGGCGAUGGCAUUAUUGCCCGCCAACUACUCUUUUGAGAUUCCCAAGACUAUCCAUCGCAUCCGGUCUUCAGGCGCAACACGGGUUGCACUACAGAUGCCCGAAGGGCUACUCAUGUUCGCUACCACUAUUUCGGAUAUCCUUACCCAGUUCUGUCCCGGGAUAGAAACUCUAAUUAUGGGUGAUGUAACAUACGGCGCUUGCUGUAUCGACGAUUACACAGCGCGAGCUCUAGGCUGUGAUCUCCUGGUUCAUUAUGCGCACAGCUGUCUAAUUCCCGUAGACGUUACUAAGAUCAAGGUGCUGUACGUCUUCGUCGAUAUCAGCAUAGAUACGUCGCAUCUACUGGCUACCUUGGAGCGAAAUUUCGCGCCACCGAAGACUAUUGCGAUAGUCGGGACUAUUCAGUUCAAUGCUACCAUCCAUGGCGUUCGAUCGACGCUAGAAAAAGCUGGCUUCAAGGUCCUAAUCCCUCAAAUCGCGCCAUUGUCCAAGGGCGAGAUUUUAGGGUGCACCUCUCCGCGAUUACCCGACUCUGAGAAUGUUGACCUCAUCCUCUAUUUGGGAGACGGCCGCUUCCAUCUUGAGAGUAUCAUGAUCCACAAUCCUGCGAUUCCAGCAUAUCGUUAUGACCCCUAUUCGAGGAAGCUUACCCGUGAGACGUAUGGCCACGAGGAAAUGCAAAGUCUACGGAGGGACGCUAUUACGACGGCAAAGGGGGCAAAGAAAUGGGGCUUGAUAUUGGGCUCACUUGGCCGCCAGGGCAACCCGCACACGAUGACCCUAAUCGAGAAGAAGCUUAAGGAGAUGGGAAUCCCCUGGGUCAACCUACUCCUCAGUGAGAUUUUUCCUGGAAAGCUCGCCAUGAUGAACGAUGUGGAAUGCUGGGUCCAAGUAGCUUGCCCUCGGUUGAGUAUCGACUGGGGCUACGCAUUCUUGCGGCCGCUGUUGACACCGUACGAGGCACUCGUUGCGCUCAACGAAAGGCAGGACUGGAGCCAGAGUGGUGUUUAUCCUAUGGAUUAUUAUGCAAGAGAAGGGCUGGGAAGGACGAAACCCAUUGAGGUGUUAAGCUAG
Messenger RNA from Daldinia childiae, 3372 nucleotides. Its product is annotated as Diphthamide biosynthesis protein 1. Gene Ontology annotation, molecular function: 2-(3-amino-3-carboxypropyl)histidine synthase activity. NCBI's taxonomy places the organism in Eukaryota, Fungi, Ascomycota, Sordariomycetes, Xylariales, Hypoxylaceae. Gene Ontology annotation, biological process: protein histidyl modification to diphthamide. The record is from RefSeq and is a predicted model, not a curated record. The transcript is spliced from 5 exons. The coding region runs from base 1 to 3372 and encodes 1123 amino acids.